Paramecium tetraurelia is the source of this 1185-nucleotide messenger RNA. RefSeq lists its product as uncharacterized. The record is from RefSeq and is a predicted model, not a curated record. Gene Ontology annotation, biological process: mitotic DNA damage checkpoint signaling; protein phosphorylation. The transcript is spliced from 6 exons. NCBI's taxonomy places the organism in Eukaryota, Ciliophora, Oligohymenophorea, Peniculida, Parameciidae. Gene Ontology annotation, molecular function: protein serine/threonine kinase activity; ATP binding. Gene Ontology annotation, cellular component: cytoplasm; nucleus.
AUGGAUUUGCUCUCCUUUUCUUGUGUACGACCACAUACGAUCUUUUCUAAAAGAUAUUAUUUAAAAGUAAUAGAUGAUGAAGUUAUAAUAUCUGCAUUCAGCAAUUUCAAGAAUCCUAAAUAUAGACUAGAACUCAAAUUAUCGACCUAAAUUCUUUGGAAAAUGGGAAAGUCACAUUUAAAAGCAUUUGGAAUAUUUUACCAGAAUAAAAUCAAAUAUUUUGAAGCUUCACCUGCCAGUUUGGAAUAGUUCAAAAAAUUGAUAGGAGGAAGAGUAAUCUAUAGAAAUAUGGCUUCAUUCUAUGAACCAACAUAAUUCAUUGGAGAGGGAUUGUCGGCAAAGGUGUAUCGAAGCAUCGAGAAAUAAACCUAGAAGGCAGUUGCGGUAAAAAUGAUUAAACAAGAAUUUGGAAAAGAGGAACAAGCUUUGAACAUAGUCAAAACAGAAGUACAAAUUUUGCAGUCGCUAAAUCAUCCGAACAUUAUAAAGGUGCUUGAGGUUUAUGAAAAUGACCAGACAUUUUGGAUUGUUUAAGAGUUUGUCUAAGGAACUCCUUUGAGCGAUAUAUUAAAAUAAAAACUACCAACUGAAUAGAUAAAGAGGAUAAUGAGAAGUUUGUUGGAUACUAUAAGUUAUUUGCAAUCACUAAGAAUUGUGCACCGAGAUAUAAAGCCAGAAAACAUAAUAGUGGAGAAAAAUGGCUAAAUUAAGGUGAUUGAUUUUGGAUUUGCUGCUAAUCUGAAAUUUGGCUCUGUUAGCAGUGUGUGUGGAACACCAGGCUAUUAUGCACCGGAAGUACUUCGAUAAAAAGAAUCAAGUUUUAAUUCUGAUAUGUUCAGUGUUGGAGUUGUGUUAUUCAAUUUAAUGACAAAUUAACCCAUGCUUAAAUCCAAAAUGUACAAUGCUCAACAAUAUGUGGAGGACGAAGAAGCUGCUGAUUUGUUGAAAUAAAUGUUGGAAGUGGACCCGACUUUGCGAAUAACAGCUUAACAAGCACUCUAACAUCCCUUUUUUAAAGGCUUUGAAUCACUUAAUGAGAAACAAUAGUCUUCUGAACAUCAAAUAUUAUAACAACAAUUACUAAUUAAUUAAUAACAACAAUAUUAACCAUUGAAAAAAAGUAAUCAAAGUUUAGAUGCUAAAACAAUCAAAUCUCUCAGAACUACUAACAUAAUGGACUAAUGA